Messenger RNA from Megalops cyprinoides (Indo-Pacific tarpon), 951 nucleotides. It is a transcript of the gene tm4sf1, whose product is annotated as transmembrane 4 L six family member 18. The record is from RefSeq and is a predicted model, not a curated record. The coding region runs from base 45 to 626 and encodes 193 amino acids. Gene Ontology annotation, cellular component: membrane. NCBI's taxonomy places the organism in Eukaryota, Metazoa, Chordata, Actinopteri, Elopiformes, Megalopidae. The transcript has 4 exons.
CAGCUGUGGCCAGACUUGAGGCGCACUCCCUUCUUCUGCUGAUCAUGUGCUCCAGGAGUUUCACAAGGUCCCUUGGAUUCGCCCUCAUCCCUCUGGCAAUUUGCUGCAUUGUGGCCAAUAUUUUGCUUUAUUUUCCUAAUGGUGAGGUUAAACAUGCCAAAGAGGACAGGUUGUCAAAAUAUGUGUGGUUCUACAUGGGAAUAGCAGGAGGGGGCUUGGUGAUGUUCCUGCCAGUGGUUGUGUUUGUCAGCCUGGACAAGUGCGCUAACUGCUGUGCCAAUGACAGCUGUGCGAUGUGCGGCUCCGUGCUAGCUGCUCUGAUUGGACUGGCUGGCUCCGGUUACUGUUUUGUCAUCUCUGCGCUGGCUCUAACCGAGGGACCCAAGUGUGAAGUCAGUGGGCUAUGGGAGUACCCGUUCGUGAAUGGAACCGGAGAGUAUCUGAUGAAGAGGGACAGCUGGUCCAAGUGUCGUUCCGUAAGCAUGGUGGAGUGGCACGUCACCCUCUUCUCCAUCCUGCUGGCCCUCAGUGGCCUGGAGAGCAUCAUUUGCGCCGUCCAGCUGGUCAAUGGACUGGUGGCUGCUGUGUGCCGCCCCUACAAGCAACGCUACAGCCUCAAUGCUUGACAAGUUACAAUAUGGACAAGUCUGUCCCCAUGCAGCUGUGGCUGUGUCAGCUAAUGAUUCCGCUCCAGUCUAGACCCUAGGGAGGGAAUUUCUGCACAGCUUUUGCUGAAUAGGAAGUAGUGGGAAGAUUGUCUGGGAUCUGACAGGCCAAGCUAUUUCCUGGGUCAUUCCCUACAUCCGCUGUAAGAAAAAUAGAUGACCUGCUUUGCUUUGUUUGGUAAGAGAUUGAAAAUCAUGAAAUUCCUCAACUUUUCACAGAAUCUACAUUGGUUUGCAGUAUUUCAGCCAUUCACAAUAUCAAUGUUACAGUGCAGUUGUGUGUGUG